ACACUGACAGCCAGUGCAGGGAAAAGUGACAUUUCCGCGAUCAAAAAUGCGGACGACGAAAAAGUUUUAAUUGAUUCUCCGAGCACGCAACGAGUCGCCUAAUAUGGGAGAAUGGUUGUUCACGAGGUCGUGUUACUGCUAUUUUUACUGGCAGGAUGGCAGAGAGCACUCGCGGAGGUGCCAGAACGCGAAGUGCUAGUUGAUGUAGGGCAAAAUUUAAGUUUGCCUUGCGCGAGCGAUGAAACAUCGACUCAGGCGGCAGACUUUGUGGCGGUAAUGUGGAUCAGAGAUGGUCGAGAGGACGGCCAGAUUCAAAGAUCGAAAGUCAAGCCUAAUGGAACUCUAGAGCUUGUCAAUGUCACCAGACACGAUGCAGGGAACUACUCCUGCACGCUAGACAAUGACGCCAACGCGGUCAAAAGUAGGAUUAUUGUACGAAUAAGAACACCUCCGCUGGCUCUACACAACGUUUGGGUAAAACCUUCCACCAUCCUAGCAAAUAUCCUCUGGGAAGUUGGAGAAACCGGAGGUUAUCCGAUUAUAGACUUCACUGCAGAGUAUCGCUUAAAACCGAUUCUAGGCGUAGAGGCUGAAGAAUGGAAGCCCAUCAUCCCGAAUCACAUUCCUCCAAAUUCCAGGCAGAUAGAUGUCUAUCAUCUGGAACCGAAUACAACCUAUUCGUUUCGGGUCUGGGCAACCAAUCAACUCGGUCCAGGCGAGAUUGUCGAGGUGGAUGGACACACACAUCACAGUGAUGAAGAACUGGAGCUGGCAAGACACCUUUUACAAGGAGCAGAAAAUUUCGAUACUCGCGUAUGGGUAGCAGCGGUAGGGAUUGUUAUGGGAACUUUAAUGAUUCUUGGUUUAGGAACCUGUUUCCUACUCUAUCGCGAGUGCAGGGCAUCUUCGCAGCUGGAGGAACAGGAAGUGAUUGAACUGGUGCCGAACAUCAUCCUGAACCCAGGAUUUUUCGACGAGAGGACAGAUCGCAUCCCUCAGGAUGAAAACUUCAACAAUCAAACAACAACUCGACUGAACAAUAACACCGUCGUGCAGCCCCGGCAACUUUAGCGACCAAAAACUCUUAGCUUUUACUCAAACCCUCCCUUCUAAGCAGUCUGGAUUAAAAGAUCGUUGAACGAAUGAAAAUCCAGCAGCGAAAAAAAACUCGAGAGGCCCAUGAAAACUUCUCGAGAAAUUUGCUUCGCGAAACGAACUUUAUCACAGAACGCAACGUGUUCAAACCCAAGACUCCUAGGAUUCUUGUGGUGGUUUACCAUUUUUGAGAGACAAAUUUAUUACAGAAAGUUCAGUCGUUUGUCAUUCAAACCCUUUGUCGUUGCUCAAUGACCGAGCUUUGCCUGAGAAACUUCCGUGAAACAAGAAACAAGAAGUUGUUAGUAAGACUGUAUCUUUGAUCUCGAAUUUUUUCGAAUUCUCGGGAUCUAGUGAUCUUGAAAUCUUGCGAUUUCGACUCACCAUGACACUAAUCGUAUCUGCUUUUCCGCACGAGGUCCGCAUUUAUUUCCCAGUUGUCGGAUCAGUUGACGUUGUGCGGAAAAAGAUACAUUUUUUAUAGAAUAAAGUUGAAGUGGCUCUUGAAUUUCAAUAGAGAUCGAUAAGCACUCAAGUCGCGAUUACUGCCGUUUUUUUGGUGUGCACAAGGUGUUAUACAUGUUCAAUCGACUAGAGCUGAGAUCGUUUUCUGAAAAUUCGUGAUGCUCUUGAAAGAUGGCUGAAACAUCAAAAUCAUCAAAAUCAUCAAAAUGGUGCAUUCAAUCCUCUCGGUGAUUUUUCCUCUUGUACGAUUUUUCUCUUGAAGAAAGAGGAACCACCUUAAAAGUUUCAUUCCACUUUAAUUUACUGACUCUGUUUCCUCCAUACUCAUUACUCAUUUUUGCAUAGACAGUCGUCUUGAUGUUAAAAUCAAAGUUCAUCAAAAUCAAGCUAGCGAAUGCACAACUCCACUAAGAAUAAACGGGAAUAAUUUAGGAUAUUUAUCUGGUAAGGUCUUGCACAAAUUGACAAGCUCCGCAGAAUGCCACAUUCAAGAAUUAAAAACUUUCAGUAUAUUUUUACUUUUAAUAGAGUUCUAAAGUUAAAAUUAUGUAUACCCUCAAUAUUAUUUAUAUGAGGGAUAAUAUAUCAGGAAAUGAACACAAAUAUUUUUCCUAGAGACUUUUAUAAUAAUUUUUCAAUUAAAAGUCUCGUUUUAAGAGGAAAUAUAAAACUUCAUUUGCAAAAUUUAGUUCCUAAGUUUCCAAUUAAGUCCAUGCUUAUUGAAACUUUAUAGUUAGUCAUUUCCAAACUGUUGAAAACUAUUUCAUAUUGAAAUAGAUUAAUAUUAAUUAUUGGAUUGAUAUUUUUAUUAUUGCAGACUUAUUCAAGUGGAAAUAAUUAUCGUAACUAAUAUACGAAACAAAUCUUGGAAUUUAAAUUUCGCGCCAGAAUUACCUGGGAAUUAUGACGUCACUUUUUAGCAACGAAACACGGUAUUCUUUCGGGAAUUUUGAAAAAAUGUCAUUGGGGAAUUUAAAAUAAUUCGCGAUACAUCCAGAUCUGGAUUUUAAAAUUCAAAACAUUAUAAACUAAAU
Molecule: messenger RNA, 2594 nt
Organism: Belonocnema kinseyi
Lineage: Eukaryota; Metazoa; Arthropoda; Insecta; Hymenoptera; Cynipidae
Product: protein turtle homolog A
Exons: 6
Coding region: 112-1071 (319 amino acids)
Molecular function (GO): protein binding
Source: RefSeq, a predicted model, not a curated record